ACUCUCACUGCCAGUGAUUAGCGGCUGCCUGUUUGCUGCAGACGGCUCUGUUAGCUCUGUGUAGUGUGGUGCGAUCCCUCAAGUUCUUGUGGGUUUGUACAGACGUUUUCAGGUAAAAGCAGCUUCUGUGGCGCUUUUCUACUCAACUAAACCUCACUGCAGCUCAACUUACUUCCGCCCCAAUGUCCAACACACUUCGCGUCGUCAACUUGCUCCAACAAGUGUCGCGGGCAUCAUGCCGGUGCCCAGCUCACGCCACAGUUUCAUCUGUUCAAGGCAUUAGAGACAGCCACCAUGACCACCAGGUGGACCUUCCAAAGAGCGACUAUGCAUUCGAGAUGGCCUGCUCCAACAUCCGCUAUGGACCCGGGGUGACCCGAGAGGUUGGAAUGGACAUGAACAACCUUGGUGAGAAUGUCUGCCUCAUGACGGACCCUAACCUGGUAAACUUGCCACCUGUUCGAGACACGUUGGACUCUCUUCACCGGCACAAUGUCAACUACAGCCUGUUCAGCGAAGUCUGCAUCGAGCCCACUGAUGACAGCUUCCAGAAGGCCAUAGCAUUUGCCCGAGCAUCGGAGUACGACGCAUUCCUGGCAGUGGGCGGUGGCUCCACCAUCGACACAUGCAAGGCCGCCAACCUCUACUCGUCCAACUGCGACCGGGACUUCCUGGAUUUUGUCAACGCUCCCAUUGGUCGUGGAAUUCCCAUACCAUCGAACCUCAAGCCACUGGUUGCAGUGCCCACCACGGCUGGCACGGGGAGUGAGACGACAGGUGUGGCCAUCUUCGACUACCUACCUCUGCGUGCCAAGACGGGCAUUGCGCACCGUGCCCUCAAGCCUACCCUAGGCAUCGUUGACCCCCUGCAUGCUCUCCACAUGCCCGAGAGAGUGGCCGCCUACAGUGGAUUUGACGUGCUCUGCCAUGCACUGGAGUCGUACACGGCCAUUCCUUUCAACAAGCGCACCCCUUGCCCACCCAAUCCCAUCCAGAGGCCUGCCUACCAGGGCAGCAACCCCAUCAGCGAUGUCUGGUCACUCUACGCACUGCGCAUCAUCAACAAGUACUUCAAGAGAGCUGUGUAUGACAAGGGGGAUGUCGAGGCCCGCUCCCACAUGCAUCUGGCCAGCGUCUAUGCUGGCAUUGGCUUUGGCAAUGCCGGGGUCCAUCUCUGCCAUGGCAUGUCCUAUCCUAUCGCCGGCCAAGUGAAAGACUACAAGGCAACUGAGUACGUCACCGAUCACCCCAUCAUUCCCCAUGGCCUCUCUGUGGUGAUGACGUCACCGGCUGUGUUUGAGUUCACCGCCGCCAUGUGUCCUGAGCGCCACGUUGAGGCAGUCAAGGCCCUCGGGGGUGACGUGACUAACCUGAAGGAAGCAGACGCUGGCCGGGCCUUGGCCGAUGUGCUGCGCAAGUACAUGCAGGACAUGAAGGUGGACAAUGGACUUACUGCCCUGGGCUAUGGCAGUGAGGACAUCCCUGCUCUCGUGAGGGGCACCCUGCCCCAGGAACGUGUGACACGCCUGUCGCCACGCACGCACACUGAAGACGACCUGACCCAGCUCUUUGAGGCUUCCUUGACUGUGUACUGAACGCCCACACAACUCGUGGAGCGAGGACCUGUCAUGCAGCAAUAGUCUUGUAUGCAGGAAUGCCGAUUACUUGGCUCUAAACUCCUGCCAACUUCUUGCCUCUUGGGCACAUGCUAGGUGCCAAAGUUGGAGCCUGUGCCCAAGCCAUGCCGAAGCUUCACUUCUAAAUGACAACGAUUGCAGAACAUUCAAUUAGAAACAAAGGUGGACAAGAUGGCGCACAGUACUCAGCACACCCAACUUUACCAGUGCACAUGACAGGGUUUUAAGGUGGACUUGUGUUUCACAGCAAUCUACAAGUCUUGCUGUAGAUACGU
Molecule: messenger RNA, 1912 nt
Organism: Rhipicephalus sanguineus (brown dog tick)
Lineage: Eukaryota; Metazoa; Arthropoda; Arachnida; Ixodida; Ixodidae
Gene: T3dh
Product: hydroxyacid-oxoacid transhydrogenase, mitochondrial-like
Cellular component (GO): mitochondrion
Molecular function (GO): alcohol dehydrogenase (NAD+) activity; metal ion binding
Source: RefSeq, a predicted model, not a curated record